This is a messenger RNA of Rubroshorea leprosula, 442 nucleotides long. The record is from the annotation of a GenBank genome assembly. NCBI's taxonomy places the organism in Eukaryota, Viridiplantae, Streptophyta, Magnoliopsida, Malvales, Dipterocarpaceae.
GAGAGACCAAAAGAAAUUCGGUAUUAGUGAGAAGUGAGAAACAAAGCAAUGGCGGAUAAGGGAAGAAGAGGUGAAGAGAAGAAGGGGGAAGAAGGAAGGAGAGGAAACAAAUGGAGUGAGGUGGAGGAGCAAGCGGAGAAUGUAAAGGAAAGAACGAAAGAAGAAGAAGAUGCAGGUAGAGGAGUUAGAAAAGGCAAUCAAGAGUUAAUUUGGGGGACGGAGAACACAAGUUGAGGAGUAAAGCAAAGCGGUUGAAAGACGAAGCAAACAGGUAAUUAGGGGAAAGGGUAAGAGAAUUGAUCCCAAAACUGGAGUCGACGAGAUAAGGUCUUCAAAUUCCUUAUGUCAUUUCUGAUACAAAAACUACUUUUCUUUGUGACAUGUGGUAGUUUGUGUGAUGGGUCAGUGCCUUUUUAUCUUUGCAUAAAUAAGAUUGUGUGGG